Cherax quadricarinatus is the source of this 10474-nucleotide messenger RNA. Lineage: Eukaryota; Metazoa; Arthropoda; Malacostraca; Decapoda; Parastacidae. The record is from RefSeq and is a predicted model, not a curated record.
UACAGACUAGAGUACAUAUUACAUUGUUUACAGCGAUGUAUCGAAGUUGUUCUCGUUUAUUGUGAGUUAAUGAGUUUGUUUUUUCUUGCAGAUGAUUCACCGUCGGUCAGGUACUAGUGACGAGGGGGAGUACAGGUGCCUGGUCACUACCCGCAUGGGCGUCAUUACUGGUCCUCCCGUCAAACUCCGGCUAGCCAGUUUGAGCAAGAACUUCAUUUUGUCGCCUUGCAACGUGACAGUGGUGACAGGGGAGGCACUGCGACUUUCGUGCCAAAUCGACUCUCAGCCCAAUGCCUCACUCACCUGGACCCACGAACAGCAACGUCUACCUCAAGAUGACAGGUACACAACCCCUUACUCAGGAGUGCUUCAUAUUACUCACGUACAGAGGUCUGACAGUGGUAUUUACAGGUGCCUGGCGAUCAACACUGUUGCCGGGAAGGAACGUCGCAGCAGUGCCAUUACUGUGACAGUUCUUGAUAGGGGAGAGGAAGACAGCUAUAAACCCCCUACCUUCCUCUUCCCCAACAAAUCCUCCUCCUCCUCCAGUAAACUACUGAAAGUUAUCCAGGGAGAACAUGCAAUCAUUGAGUGUCUUGCAACAGGUCUCCCACUACCCACAAUCUCUUGGCAACGAAAAUUGAAUGCAAGUGAGGGUGAUGUGUGGGAGGACAUCAAAAAUGGAACCAAGGGUAUGUUGGUGAUAGGUCAGGGAACCUUGGUGGUGUCGAGUGUGCAGACCAGCAGUGCUGGCCGAUAUAUCUGUACUGCCAAGUCUGUAAACUCUGCCACCCAGAGAGAAGCAACUAUAUCUCAGGAACGCAAACUAGAUGUAUUGGUCUCACCAGAAAUUAUUGAUCCUCCAAAAUACUUAGAUACAUUGUUAGCAAAGACUGCCCGCCUCAACUGCUCAGUAACGGGUCAUCCCACUCCCCGCAUCAUAUGGUACAAAAAUGGGCAGUCUGUCAACAUUAAGGGACGUGCUAUUAUAACACCCUCAAACCAGUUUAUAUUCACCAACUCGAUCACAUCUGACGCAGGAAUGUACCAGUGUCUUGUUAUCAACGAAGCAGGAUAUGCCUCCAGUUGGGCCCCCAUGGUUAUAAACUCGUCGGAGAACAAGCCGGAUCCACCUCAGAACCUUCAUUAUGUGGUUCUCUCCUCUACCUCGGUCCUUCUCACUUGGGAUGCAGUCUACCCUUCCAAUGACAAGAUCAAAGCUUACUCAAUUCACUAUUUUGAAUCUGAGAGUAAUGGAGUUGGGCUGCAGGCAGUCUCACAGAACACUUCUCAUCUCUUGGAGAACUUGAAGACCAACACCAAGUAUAUUGUCUUUGUCAGAGCAUACAGCAACUUUGCCUCAGACCAGUCAGAAAGUCUCGUCUUCAACACUGCUGAGGAUGUUCCUCUGGUUGAGCCAAGUGUGCGUCUGAUUCCCAUAUCACCAACAGUGCUUCGAGUCACCUGGGGUAAACUUUCACCAGAACAGGCUAGAGGCACCAUUAUUGGUUACAAAAUUCAUUGGAGAAAACUAAAUCAUCACUACUACCAUGUCAUUGAGGUCUCUGCUGAUGUUCAUGAGUUUGAGAUUACUGACCUUCAUCCUGGUAAGAAAUAUGAAGUGCAAGUUUUAGCAGGGACAAAGGUUGGGUAUCCAACAAAAAAUGACUUGUCGUGGAUACGCCAAAAGAUGCCCAGCCGUAAUCAGAAGAAUAUCCCCUUGCCACCAAUUGUUUCUUUGAAAGUCAUAAAUGAAACUUCAGAAGAUGAUUCUAAGAAGCUAGCAAUAAAGAUUGAUUGGAAGCUUCCUCCUGAGAAUACAGCUGAAGUUGAAGGUUACACGUUAAAAUAUCGACGCCAGGACAGGCAGUGGGUGGGUCCCAUCACUCUUCUUCCUACACAGACAUCAUUCACCAUCACUGGUUUAGAGGCUGACUGGUAUGAGGUUCAGGUUAAGGGUUAUAGUGCAGAUGGUGAUGGUGGGGCCACUGAGCAAGUGGUUCACACGUUCCCUCCGAGCCCCAACACUACCCUUCCUCCUAACACUACUUGGAAUAUUUAUCAGUUGGAAGCUGACCCUCGGUCACAGACCAGCAUCCACCUCUCAUGGAAGUUGGCAGAAGGCCAGGAAGGGCCAGCCUACUACACUGUUAAAUACCACCAAGUUAGCCAUUCAGAAAGUGUAGCCAACACAAUGUUUGAGUGCAGUCUUCAGGAGUUACCAACAACCCCAAAGGACUUCAGUUAUGAACCCACUGAUGCUUCUACUAUACGCUUGAAAUGGGCAAUGCCUCAAGAUACAAGUGGGAGUAUCCAGAAAUAUGAGAUUCUCUUUUCCCUUGAUAAGAACAAACCUUUGUCAGCUUGGGAGGUGCAGAAGGUUGAAAAGGAAGCAACCUCAGAUACUGUGGGAGGAUUGGUUUCCAAUACAGAGUAUUGGUUUAGUAUCCGUGGAUGCACAGCAUUUGAGUGUGGAGAACCAACAGAGCCUCUGGCUGCAACAAUUCCAGCCAUUCUUCAUCCUGACCCCAGCAUUUCUGCAUAUAAUCUCUACUUCAUCUGUGGCUCAGUGGCAUUUGUAUUUCUGUUGCUGAUCAUACUCUUUGUUAUUUAUCUGAUCAAAUUCCGUAACGUGCCGUCCCAACCACGGGUGUUAUCAUGUAAUGGUAAUGGUCAUAUAAAUGGCAAGAGAAGUGCACAUGGCAUGAACAUUGGGCAGUCAGAUGGACAGUCUGACAUUGAAGGUCAAGAAAUGGAAGUAUAUAUUCCAAUGUUGACUCAGAUACCUCCAGACUUUAAGUCUCCACCACUUGAUACCAAGGGAGGCUACCCAGACAGUCGGGUGAAUGGAUUAAACAAUCCACGGUGCAAUGGAUAUAUCAGAAGCCGAGAUCAACUACAACCAGAUCUCCGUGCUGAAGCUCAGAGUGGGUCAGAAGAAGAAAUUGAACGACUUGUAAUUGGUGCUAGCAGCAGCAGUGGUUCCAUGAGCAAGAGUAUUGUUACCCAGGACCAUCACCAAGAAUCAGGAAAUCCAAUAGAAGUGGAAAAUCAAUCUACCCAUUCCCUUGCAGGCACACCACCCCCAUCCCCAGUACACCAACACAAUCAUAGUGGAACCUCUCAGGAAGGCAUCACCAACCUUACCAGCCUCACAACUCUGAGCACCACUGACAGUGAUGGAGGAGGUGAGCAGGACAGAACAAUGGCAGGAGAUGCAGGGCAUCAUCAUAUAAACACCUCACACCAGCAUAACCACCACCAUCACAGUAAAGGUGCAACAAGAGCAUCAUCCCCGCGACCCCCACUGACGACGGUGCAGUAGCUGCAAUGGUUACCGGGCUUUAUUCCCAGGUACCUUCCCUCGCAGGCCCCUAUCACCGAGACACUCCUCUGGUCUGAUGCGGGUAUUCAUACGUAUACAAGGCCUGGCCCAGCUGCUGCGGUGGUAUGUGGCAUCUGUGCCCAUCCAGCCCACUGGACUUGAUGCGUGUGCCUUGACCCAAGUGUACAAAUGUUGUCAGUGUGGGUACUCGAGACCAUCAAAUGAGCGGGGCUGGGUCAGGCACCCCACUGUAGCCACUAACAGCUAGUCGUUGUUUGGUGUUUACAUUAUAAGCAUUGUGGAUAUGGCUCUCAGUCACACAGUUUUGGCUCAGUGUUCCCUGACAAAUAAGUCACGGUACAGUAUACUCACCGAGGCUGAUUAAAAGGAGUACAAAAUGAACAUAUUUCCUGUCAUUUUUAUCUGUAAAUGUGACUUGAGAGCUGUGUCCAGGGUGCUCCCUCAUUUCUCUGACAGCAAGGUAUCAGGGAUUAUCCUGGCAAAUAACGGCAUGCCUGCCCCUCCAACCACCCCUCAUCACCACAACCACCACUACAGCCCCAAAGAUCCUUCUCACGUCUUCACAACCUCAGUGUUUCGCCAUAUUUGUAUCAGGGAUGGUAAUCUCUUCUCACCUCUUUUGAUAAGACUGUAAUACAACCUUGAUUCUGAUAUAUUUAAUUUGUCUGCUGUUUUAUAUAACAUACAGUAGUACAAGAGUAAUGGGUUAUUAAUACUUUAUGUAUAAAUCAAUUUUAGGCAGCAGUCAUAUUAUAUAAUGUUUCUGUGUUUUUUUACUGUUGAAUCAUUACAGUCUGAAAUCAGGGAGAUUCAUACCAAGAGCAUCUACAAAGUGCAGGAAGAACACAUGCAGCGCAUACAUCAUUGCAGUAGCUACCUGAGCAACUUUACAGGUUAUUUAGUCCUCUCAUAGUGGGUGAAGGAUCUGACUUACAUUGUUCUGCAAACUUAACUGAAAACUAUGUGUAGCUUACAACAUACUCAGAUGUAGAAUGUUUCUCUAAUGAUACAAUAAUUCUCAGAGUACUGUACUCAGUUAAUAAAUUACUGUGAUAUAUUUAAUAAAUAUGUGGAAGUUAAUUCCAAUUUCUUACAAAAAAAUGAAGCUCUAAAAAUUGCAUUAACCAAAGUUCAUUCAGUGUUCCCUUAGUAAUAUUCAGAGACCCAUAUGCUCGAUAUACACUUUAAUGAAACAUCAAUAAUAACACUGACAGAUAUUUUUUAAAUACAUAUUUAUUACUUAAAAUGCCUUUACUCAUUAUAUAUUAAGUAAACAUUUUAGUAAGUAAUGGGAUUAUCCAUAUAUUUAGUGAUUGUAAAUUCAGUGAGAGACUGGCACAAUCUAUUUGAUCCUUCACCCACAUUUCACAUUGCAUUCCAUACAGACUUCUGAUUAGUGGUGCUGUGGUACUUUUCGAAAUUGCCGCCAAUUAGUAAUUACAAAUGUAUAGGAGAAGGUUGGUAAUAGGCACUAGCAGAUGGUGAAUAAAUGCGUUGCCUACUCCUACAUGUGAUGUGGCAGUUGUUGCAGUUCAGUGUUUGGGCACUAGGGAUGAAUUGAAAUAAUGAGGAGCAUCAUCUGUCCUUGUUUUAUGUUAAAUCAUUGCUAAUGCUGACUACCAAUUAUGUUUUUGACUAACUGGCAGCAAUUUUGAGUAGUACAUGUGUCAUCCGCCUCUCAGUGAAGAGCCCGGGCUAACCUCUCCUCCCAGUGCAUUGCCACUAGUCCACUCAUGGCCAUCUGUUUAAGCCCUGAUUAUCUGCUCUAAUAUUACUACUACAAAAGUGAUAACACAACCAUUUAAAAGCUCAGGCUGUUUUCAGACAAAACAUUUACUUUCAACUUGUGAGUAGAAUAAAAAUAACUUGUUUGUGCUAUUUACCACUGAAAGUUAUCAUACUUUUUGAACAGCCUUCAGAACUAAUUUGCCUUAUGAAAUUGUUCAAACGUUCAGGGCAAAAAAGGUGUAUGUUUGCUAGGGUAGGUCCUGGUAUCGGUGUGGCACCAAUGGUGAAUGCUGGAGCCUUCCUGCAGAGUCAGGGUGGGGGUUCAGCCUGGUCGCUCUCCUGCGUGCGUGACGUAGCUGACUGUCUGAGAUGGGAGUUUCAUACACAAGACUUAUUUUAAUAUUUAGUACAAAUCAUAUUCCAUUUACUAACUAUAUACACUGGUUAACUCAAUCCCUAGUAGGACUACUGAAACAAUCUCAGUGCUUUUCUCAAUCUGCAGUUGUACAGAUUGUAAUAAGUCAACCAUGCAACACUCUGUGCAGUCAGACCACUGCUCUCACUUACAUUAAAAACCAUCAUGGCUUUGUAUCAAAGCCUAGGACUAGGACUUGGAUGUGGUUAAUGAGUGGCUUUGAUGAGCAGAAGAUUGGCUAUGCAGAGUGAUGCAAACCCCCUUCCUCCCAAGUAAGAAACAUAGCUCAGGCUUUUACCUCAGUUACUGUGUGGAGCUCCAGUUAAUGACAGCGUGCGGAGAUACCCAAUAUACGUAUUUGUUGCCCACUGAUGAAUAUUGUCUUUAUUAUUAUGAACUUAUGUUUAUCUCGCUGCUAAGUUAGUUUUGUUAGCAGAAAGGGUGCCAACAUUAGCGGCUCAGGUGAGGGAUACUUUGCACUCUACUUCCAGCCACCCAGAAAAUGAUGGCCCACAACUGCUCACAGUACACAACUAUGCUAAAAAAAAGUAUGAUUCAGAAGUUUUAUUAUAUAUGUAUAUAUACCUCACCUUAUCAAAAUGUCUGAUGUACAUAUGACUUUUUGCCAGAAAUUUAUAUGUAUGAGUUUAAUGAUUGUUCAGUAUAGAAUUAUAAUAGUGAUUGAGUGGACCAGGGUGCAGCUGGAUGGACUGUGCAGAGGAAGAGCCCUGCUUCAUGCACAUGUUUUCUACCUCAUAGAGGGCGCAGGUCAGGCGGGGCAGGGACCUGCUCUUUACUCUCCAAUGUUGAGAAGUCAAGUGGGCAGGCUCUUUGGGUUUGUUUCUCAGGGAGCUCAAUGUACAAACACUACACUCCACAGUGUCUGCCCACUUGGCUCCUUAUCCCAACCCUAUACCUUCCCCUCUCCAUCCCAUUUUCCUUCCCUUUUCCUUUCUUCUUACCCAAGCCAAGCCUAACUUCCCUAUCCCUUUCCCACCAAUCAUUGUACACAAACCCUACAUGCCAUAGUCUCAAAGCAGUUCCUGUCACUACCUGCAGACAGCGCACGUACAUCCCACCCAGCUACCAUGAAUAAAAUAAUUUCUGUUAUAUCUCUCUGUCUCUGCUCUUUGUAUUUUUGUAUGCAAGCCCCUCAUAGAAUUCCUUUGUAAAUGAUAGAUAUGAAUUAUGUUAUUGUUUCCAUAUUCUUUGUGUAUCCAUGAAUUUUUAUUUUCCUAAUAUCAUGCUACCUCGUUCUUUUGUACGAUGAGUGAACAUUUAGCAUCGCAUCUCCCGUGCUGCAUGUGUAUGACAGCUCAAGUAAUAGAUGAAACUGCUCCUCUGCCACUCCCUCGUCCUCAGCCAAGAGCGCAUUAACACAGCUACUUCAUGAUAACCAGUCAUUAUUUUCUCAGUAGGAUGUAUCUUGUAUAUCAUGUUUUAUUAUGAUCCCAUUGCAACUGGUAGGCAUUGCAGGCUGCCCUUUGCAGCCUCCGUUUCCCUCUGUAAAAGUAUGCCACAGGUCAUUCUAAGAAAAAAAAUUAGUAGUUGUUUAACAGCUAGGGCAGCCUCCCAUGCCUUAAAUAGGGUAGUGUAACAUAAUUGGGGAUUUUCAACAAGACUCAUAUUCUUUUAAAAUGGAAUGUAAGCCUUAUUAAGAAUUCAAAAUAUUUGUGAAUUACUUUAGCCAGUUAGGGUUGGAUCCCUUAUCCUACAUGCCCCUUCAUUUAUUGUAGCUUUUAAGGUAUCGUACAAGUUAACAUGUACACAGGGUUGGAAUACAUUUUGUACAAUAAUUUAAUGUAUUGAGAAAUGUCUUGUGCUCAUUUCUAUUUGUAAAUAUUGUAGUGACACUACAUUGGCUUAGGUAGAAGUGAGCUAAAAUUAAGCCUGUUAUUUGCAUACUACUGGUUGAUUACAGUAUGGCUAAAGCACAACAAGGUGAUAGUUUCCAGUACCAUCUUGGUAAGGGAGAAGCCCACAGGAAAUGUGCAGUGCUCGCCUUUAAGGAAUUGAAGAUGUUUCAAUGUGAUUCACUUUCUAUAAUGAAAAUGUAUCAUAUUGAAAUUUGAUGAGCAAGUUGCACAUGUCAGGUUAAAAUGAUUAAAUCAGCCUCUGAACCAGCAGACCCGGCAACUAAACACAGCUGAAAAACAAACCUGGAACAAUACUCCUUUACCUAAGGUAUCUCUCAUAAGAGAUGCUUUCUGCCAACGUCAAUUUAAUUAUCACAAUGUACAAAUCUAUUUGGAGGUGCUACAGUCAAGUGCUCAGUAGGUAGGCCAAUUUCAGGUAGCCUAGUCUGUCCUCCACCUGGUCCUCCUCCAUUGGUUAUUUGGUCUACUCUUUAUUGACUUGGUUUCCACAUGGUUAUUAAUGAAAGAAAAUUUUUGGCCCAGUGUUGGAUAUGUGGUCUGCUAUUUAGUCAGAUGGUCCUCCCUGUCAUCUUUUGGGUCUCCACUUAGUUAUGUGGUCCUCUAUGUAAUUACUUGGUCCCAAUGUAGUAAUUUGUUUCAUGUAGACAAUGGUUGAAGUGAAUUUUAGGUCCUCUCAUGUGGUCACUUGGCUUUCUAAUUGACAGUUUUGCUAGAUAGCUGAAUCCUUGGACCUUCACUUUGCCAUCAGGUCUUUUAUAAGAUCACUUAUUUUGUAACUAUUGGACCUCCACCUGGCCCUUGGGUCCAAGUAUUUUAUUUUAUCAUUAUUAUUAUUAUUAUUAUCAUCAGGACAUAGUUGGCUGUAGGAUAUAUGUUAAGCCAAGUUUGCCAUGGCCAUAAUUUAAAUGUGGCAUGUUAUGAUUAAUGAUCAUAUAUUUGUUUUUAAUGCAGUGAAAACCAUUAUGUCCCAUUAUUUUCCCUAUUUUAUUUUAGGUAUAAAAAGCUAAUAUUUAAAGAAUUUAAAAUCUUGUAUUGCCCAACACAACUUGGCCAUUCUGUCCAUCGACAUAUGAAAUGAGCACACUGGGAAAAAUAAGCUAUUGUAACUUUUGUGUGGUAUAGUAGCUUAUGUAUGUAAGCUAUCCUGUGGUGUGAGAAUCUAUGAGCCUCAUAUGCAAGCUAUUCAACGUGUUGUAAUGGACAAAGAUGGUCUUGAAACUCGUUAUUAGCCCUUUAUAUCAUUGCCGAUGCUAAGCAUAAGUAAAAUAGUUCAGUUAUUACAGAGAGCUUACCAUGUUUCUUCUUCAAAACUGGAAGAAUUGAUAUUUUAUAAAAUCUUUUUAAUAGCUGAAACUACACUUACAUAUGCCAGGCCCAAUCCUGAAACUUAGAUUCAAACACCAAAGGUAAAUAUUUUAAGAGAUCUGAUGUUGUGUGUAUGGCACUUACAUGUUUUUGACAAGAUCGGUGAUGACAAGCUUUGUAAUACACUCAUUUAGGCAGUGAAGCCUUAAUUAGAGAUUAUUAACUGAUUAGACUAUGACUAAAAAGCUAGAAAUCUGUGAUCUUGUGAUAAACUUGUCAGUCUGAAACUAUUGUAUAAUAUUUAUCCGCAUAGCUCAGGUUGUCAGUGUUGUGGUUUUUCAUCAAGUUUUGCCAAAUGGUACCAACAAUCACUACUUUAAAUAAGGAAUAUGAGAGAUUUCAUCAAGAACAACAACUGACUAGGAUUUUAAUUGCUCAUGUAGAAAAGCUCGUCAGUAGUGACUAGGGUAAUGAAAGACGGGUGGGGCAGGACAACGUGCUAGUCACCAAACUCGUGUAAGUCGGAAGUUUGAGUCUCCAGAUGUCAAGGCAAGUGGAAUGAACCUAAUUAAGUUUGUCCGUUGGCACUUCCUGUCCCUACAAAGUUCAGUUUACCAUUUUGGGGGAGGGGGAGGGAGGGGAUUAUAUGAUAAGGCUUGUAUCUCAGUUGCUGACCUACAUGAUGAGCCUAAUUUGACUUCCACAAAACUGUUGAAUAACCUUAGAUUUAACAGACCAGUUUUCCAUAGAAAGCAGGGGACAAAUUGCAGCAGAUAAUUUUAAUUGUAUACCUUACCCUACCUCGUAGGUGAUGUCUUGACAUGCGACCUCAGUAAACACAACAGUUUUUGUAAUUUAUUAACUUUAUUUGUCAUUUGUGUGAGUUUUGGUAUGAAAAUUACUAUAUGUAGUGAUGGCAAUAAUGAAAGGUAUAAUGGUGAAUGAAGCAGCAUUUGUAGCCGCGGAUAUUUUAUUAAUGUAUCCCAUGUGCAUGCAAGCAUGAUUAAAGGUCUUAAGCUGAUCACCCCUGUAUGAUUGUUACUGACUUUGCUGGUGAGGACAUCACUAUUUGAUAUUUUUUUUUUCAUAGCUAUACAAGUCAAAUAAAUUAGUCUUUUAGUAAAAUUGGAGUACACUAGAUACAAGGCAGUGUUGGAGUAACAAUGGCGUUCAUUAGCACCUUCCAACACCACCUCAGCAUCUAACUUCAUUAUAGAGUACAUAUAUCAGGUUAUUUUUGUACCAGAAAACUAUGGCCUCCUCACUCAUUCUAUUUUGAUUUGCUUUUUUUUUUUUUUUUUUUUUUUUUUUUUCAUUAUUACCGAGUGUUUGAAAUUUUUUAGUAGAACACUUUCAAUAGUUCCUGCCCCUCCUUUGAAUGUGUAGUGAGGCGCAGCAAAGCAGUACCUGCAACCAAACAGGUAUAUAUAUAUACAUAUAUAAAUAUAUUUAUUUAUAUAUAUAUACCUACAAACCAGUGAAACUCCAUUCCGGUGAUACUUUAUUUGUUCCUAAUGAUGGUCGUCCCAGUAAAUGCUCAUUCUUGGAAAGUGUGAGGAGGCUGAGGCAUCUUGCACAUGGAGAUACAGCUAAACUACGUUAGUCCCAAAUUUAUCACUGGUCACCUGUGUUAUAACCAACAAAUUCUGUUAACACAGGCAGUCAGAUGGUCAGAAUAGGUGAUAUGAAUGUUGGGACUAACGAGUUUAGACUGUUAAAAAAAAAAUACAAGUCCUUGGUUAUGAUGCAGACCUUGGCUAUGGCUUCCAGGCAACAACAGCAAUGGUGACUCCUUAGUACGUG